AUGAUCUCAACAUCACAGCAGCAAGCACCGCUGCAGGCAGUAUCACACCCGAAUUCGAUCGAAACCAUUCUCAAGAGCCAUCAUACCUCGAAGCAGUUCCUGUGCUCCGAUCCUGAAGGAUGGGGGCCCAUCAGUAACCUUCGAUGGGAUCUGACUCCCUGUUUCCUCGAUAUCUGGGUGUUGGUCGUGGCUGCUUGGGGUCUGUUUGCAGGUGCUGGAGCUAUUGUAUAUCUGACCAAGAAGCGGACGCCUCAGGAUGUAAAGAAGAACUGGCAUUACUACAGCAAACUCUCUAUCAUCGUCCUCAUUGUUCUAGCAACCAUCGUGCAGGCUGCGCUCUACGUGGCAUAUCCACCAAAAAUCUUCUACGAUGAUAUACGCUUCUGGACGACAGUCGCAUUAGCUCUGUCUGAGAUUGUUAUCCUGCUCAUUCAGCAUCUCGAGCACAGUCGAAGUCGAAAUCCCAACGGUGUCGUCCUGUUCUUUUGGCUGUUCUUUAUCCUCUCGUUUGCAGUCAAGCUUCGGAGUUUGGUUUCAAGAGAUGCACACAAGACAAGAUUGCCCUUCUUCAUUACAUUCUGCUUGACGUUAGGACUUGCCAUUGCGGAAUUCAUCCUCGAGUAUUUUGUGCCCAAGAGGCAAAGUGCUUACGACGCCCUCGGAGCCGAAGACGAGUGCCCAAUCGAAUAUGCAGACAUCUUUUCCAUUCUAACCUUUGGUUGGAUGAGUCCUAUGAUGAGAUUCGGUUACAAGAACUACCUGACUCAGGACGAUCUAUGGAAUCUUCGGAAUCGUGACACGACAAAGGUUACAGGUGAAACACUUCGAGAGGCCUGGGAGAUGGAGCUCGAGAAAAAGAAGCCCAAUCUGUGGAUUGCUCUUGCACGCUCUUUUGGUGGUCCUUACAUUCGUGGUGCUAUGAUAAAGACUAUCAGCGAUAGUCUUGCCUUCGUUCAGCCACAGCUUCUACGUUUACUCAUCACCUUCGUCCAUUCAUACAGCGCUGGAAAUGAACCUCAACCUGCUAUCCGAGGUGUUGCUAUUGCUUUGGCUAUGUUCGCGACUUCUGUUUGCCAGACAGCUGCUCUUCAUCAGUACUUUCAACGAGCAUUUGAAACUGGUAUGCGUGUCAAGUCUUCUCUAACGUCCAUGAUAUAUGCGAAAUCUCUCCGGCUAUCCAAUGAGUCACGUGCAAAGAAGUCUACAGGAGAUAUUGUGACAUAUAUGAGUGUUGACCAACAGAGGCUGUCGGAUCUUGCACAAUGGGGUCAACAGCUGUGGUCAGCUCCUUUUCAGAUCGUCUUAUGUAUGGUUUCGCUCUGGAACUUGGUCGGCAUAUCAUGUCUUGCUGGUGUUGGCGUUAUGAUCGUCAUGAUUCCGAUCAAUGCUUUGAUUGCUCGAUUCAUGAAGAAGCUCCAGCUCUCACAGAUGAAGUACAAAGACAGUCGUGCAAAGCUGAUGACUGAGAUUUUGAACAACAUGAAAAGCAUCAAGCUCUAUGCCUGGGGUUCGGCUUUUAUGGACAAGUUGAGUCACGUUCGUAACGACCUCGAGCUGAACAAUCUGAGGAAGAUCGGAGCUGCACAGUCUUUCGCCACUUUCACAUGGUCAUCGACCCCGUUCUUUGUCUCUUGCUCUACUUUCGGUGUGUAUGUACUGGUCAACAAAGCUCCGCUCUCAACAGACAUUGUAUUUCCAGCUUUGACUUUGUUCAAUUUGUUGACCUUCCCACUCACAGUACUGCCCAUGGUUAUCACUAGCAUUGUCGAGGCAACGGUGGCUGUUGGACGUCUGACCGAGUUUUUCACCACCGACGAGCUACAGGAAGACGCCGUAAGAUUUAUAGAUGAGCCACCUCAGAACAACGGCGAGGAGUCUGUCCGGAUACGAGACGCCACCUUCACAUGGGAUAAGAACGAGACCAGAAAUGCGCUCGAGAACAUCAAUUUUGUAGCAAAUAAAGGCGAGCUCACAGCCAUCGUUGGUCGAGUUGGUGCCGGUAAGUCCUCACUGCUUCAAGCGAUACUUGGAGAUCUGUGGAAGUACAACGGAGAAGUCGUUGUACGUGGACGUCUUGCUUAUGUUGCUCAGCAAUCGUGGGUCAUGAAUGCUUCGGUCAAAGAGAAUAUCGUGUUCGGUCACAGAUGGGAUCCUCAUUUCUAUCAGCAAACCAUAAAUGCUUGCGCACUGGUUGACGACUUCAGGACACUGCCCGACGGCGAUCAAACAGAAGUUGGGGAGCGAGGCAUCUCGCUGUCUGGAGGUCAGAAAGCACGUCUUACUUUAGCACGUGCUGUUUAUGCUCGAGCUGAUAUUUAUCUUAUGGACGAUGUCCUUUCGGCGGUGGAUCAGCAUGUUGGACGUCACCUAAUCAACAAUGUGCUUGGUCCGAAAGGUCUACUGAGUGGUAAGGCACGAAUUUUGGCCACCAACUCAAUCCCUGUUCUGAAGGAAGCCGACUAUAUCUUUCUGCUCCGAGAUCAAACUGUUCUUGAGAAAGGCACCUAUCAGCAACUCAUGGCCAUGAGAGGCGAGGUUGCGAACGUGGUCAAGUCUGCAACUCAAGAAGAGGACGAAUCUGAAGGUGAUCGCAGUCCUAGCAUCCAAGCAGAGGAUUCGGAUGAAUCCAACACCGUUGUUGCCAGUGGUAUACAGGAUGAGCUCGACCCUGAAGAGGCAGAAGAAGCACGACAAGAGGUCGGUGGACUUAUGCCCAUCAAAUCCAACCAACGAAGUAUUACAGCUCGCAAGACCAGCUUCAACUCAUUGCGACGAGCCUCUACAGCAAGUUUCAAUGGCCCGAUGGGACGACUCUCGGACGAAGAGAAUGACCCAAAGAAGACUAAGCAGAGCAAAGAGACUCAAGAGCAGGGUAAGGUGAAGUGGUCCGUCUACACUACAUAUGCUAAGGAAAGCAAUCUUAUUGCCGUCGCCAUCUACGCUGUAGCCCUGCUUGCGGCUCAGACUGCACAGAUCGGUGGCAGUUUCUGGCUGAAGAACUGGUCAGAGAUUAACGAACGGUUAGGGUCUAAUCCAGAUGUCGGCAAAUACAUUGGUAUCUACUUCGCGUUCGGUAUCGGUGGUGCUGCAUUGGUGGUAGUCCAGACCCUACUUCUCUGGAUUUUCUGCUCUAUAGAAGCCUCACGCAAGUUGCAUGAUCGGAUGGCUUAUGCUAUUUUCAGGUCACCAAUGGUCUUCUUCGAGACGACACCUGUGGGAAGGAUUUUGAAUCGAUUCUCUAGCGAUGUCUAUCGUGUCGAUGAAGUAAUCGCGAGGACUUUCAACAUGCUCUUUGUCAACACCGGCCGUGCUAUGUUCACUCUGGGAGUGAUUGCCUUCACUACACCUAUAUUUCUGGUACUGGUCAUACCUCUAGGCAUUGUCUACUUUGUGUACCAGAAAUACUACCUGCGGACCUCGAGGGAACUGAAGCGUCUGGACAGUGUCAGUCGAAGCCCAGUCUACGCACAUUUUCAGGAGUCUUUGGGCGGUAUUUCGACCAUUCGAGCUUUCCGUCAGGAGAAGCGUUUUGCUAUCGAGAACGAGUAUCGCAUGGAUGCAAAUUUGAGAGCAUACUUCCCGUCGGUUAGCGCUAACCGCUGGUUGGCAGUCAGGCUUGAAUUCAUGGGUUCUUUCAUCAUUUUCGCAGCUGCAAUCUUCGCCACUAUCUCGGUCACGCGUGGAGGUGGACUUUCCACGGGCCUGGUAGGUUUAGCCAUGUCGUACGCACUGCAAAUCACACAAUCGCUCAAUUGGAUCGUUCGACAAACGGUGGAGGUGGAAACCAAUAUCGUCUCUGUGGAGCGUGUUCUCGAAUAUGCAAACUUGCCCAGUGAAGCUCCUGAUGUAAUCUUCAAGAAGCGACCUCCAAUAGGCUGGCCAGCAAAAGGUGAGAUCUCACUGAAGAACUAUUCCACGCGAUACCGGGAAGGACUUGAUCCUGUGCUACGUGAUAUCACGCUCAACAUCAAGUCUCACGAAAAGAUUGGUGUCGUUGGGCGUACAGGUGCUGGCAAGAGUUCCUUGACUCUUGCUUUGUUCCGUAUCAUAGAACCUAUCUCCGGAAACAUAAACAUUGAUGGUCUGAACACGUCCUCUAUUGGACUGCUCGAUCUACGGAGACGGUUAGCUAUAAUACCACAGGAUGCGGCUUUGUUCCAAGGUACUAUCCGAGACAACCUCGACCCACGUCACGUUCACGAUGACACGGAACUGUGGAGUGUGCUGGAACAUGCUAGACUAAAGGACUACGUUUCAACCAUGCCUGAUGGCUUGGAUGCAUUGGUCCACGAGGGUGGUUCCAACUUGAGUCAGGGACAACGGCAGCUGGUCUCACUUGCACGAGCACUGUUGACGCCGAGCAAUAUCCUAGUCCUGGAUGAAGCAACAGCUGCUGUCGAUGUUGAGACUGAUGCCUUACUCCAGUCGACACUUCGAAGUAAUGUCUUCGACAAUAGGACUAUUAUCACGAUUGCUCACAGAAUCAACACAAUACUGGACUCGGAUCGAAUCAUUGUCCUUCAGCAGGGCAAGGUCGCCGAGUUCGAUACUCCACGCGAGCUCAUUAACAGAAGAGGAUUGUUCUACGAACUGGUAAGGGAAGCUGGCCUGCUGGAUAGUGUCACGAAUGGUUCAACGGCACACUAG
Molecule: messenger RNA, 4647 nt
Organism: Lithohypha guttulata
Lineage: Eukaryota; Fungi; Ascomycota; Eurotiomycetes; Chaetothyriales; Trichomeriaceae
Gene: YCF1
Product: ATP-binding cassette glutathione S-conjugate transporter ycf1
Exons: 3
Coding region: 1-4647 (1548 amino acids)
Biological process (GO): transmembrane transport
Cellular component (GO): membrane
Molecular function (GO): ATP hydrolysis activity; ABC-type transporter activity; ATP binding
Source: RefSeq, a predicted model, not a curated record